This is a messenger RNA of Gadus morhua (Atlantic cod), 1016 nucleotides long. It is a transcript of the gene nhsl2, whose product is annotated as NHS-like 2. NCBI's taxonomy places the organism in Eukaryota, Metazoa, Chordata, Actinopteri, Gadiformes, Gadidae. Gene Ontology annotation, biological process: cell differentiation. The record is from RefSeq and is a predicted model, not a curated record.
CCUUCACACAAGCUCGAUCCAACAGCAGUGAUUUGUGCCAGAAAGUUGUUCCUUCUCGCGUAUACUGGUCUUAUUGGUUCGAUUCCCCUUUUUCCCGUCCUCCGCUUUGACGCGCCCCUCCCCCUCCGCGCGGCCAGCAGUCAGGUCCCGUCCCGUUCACUAUCGGGGGGGAGGGAGGCGGGGGGGGGGGGGGGGGGGGGGGAAGAACACCGGACUGUAGCGCGCGCGCCUAGCCGGUGGACAUUCCGCCUUCUCUCGGUGAAAAAAAAUUCCCAACAAUGACGGCGCGCGACGCACAACUCUCCCGGACGCACCAGAUUCUCCACCGAACCGGAGUCGCUGCUGUCCGCCGUGGAAUGCGCGUGUCUCCCCCGACAGAGGUGUAGUGUGCCCCAUCCGUCCGUCAACCGUCAAGAGAGUUUCGGAGUUCGGCGCAGCGCGGGACGCGACGCCACAAACGAUGCCGUUCUGCAAACGGACGAUACUUCCGAAAGAUGUGUGCCGCCGACGACGAGGGGGGGAGGACAGCGACGCGAACGCACCGAUCGCGGGGUUCGUGGACCUGGUGGACGUGUGCGGCUUCGCGCUGUGCGCGGUUCUCCGCCAGCUCUCGGACCUGUCCCGCCACUCGGUCCGCAUCCUCGAGGAGCUGGAGGGCGAUCUGGUGGCCGUGUGUCGCCGCUCUGGUGCGCUCGAGGGGAAGCUGGUCGGCCUGCAACGGCACGUCGCUGCGCUGGUCAGCAAACCGCCUCCGAAAACAGUCAGUGGUCUUGAGGCGGAGGGCAGCAGCGGCGGCGCUAGCAGGCGAGCGGGCACCAGCAGCAACAGCUGCCACGGCAACAGCGGCGGCGGCGGAGGAGCGGCGUCCUCCAGCAGCAGCCACGGCAGCGCUGGGCCGGCCCACUCUGGGUCUCCAUGGCAACAGAGCGUGAACGUGUUCGGCUCGUGGAGCCGGCCGGACUGCGUGGAGGAGCUCCACCAGCAAGCCCAGCAGAACCUCCAGAGCCUGCUGCAAG